AGGACCAGCUGGUGAGGAUGGCCCAUAUGGGAUGUGGCAAGCAGAUACCCUGGCUCCCCAUCCUGGUGGUGACCCUGCUGUGCUCAGCCAGGGCUGAGUACUCCAACUGCGGCGAGAAUGAAUACUACAACCAGACUACCGGGCUGUGCCACGAGUGUCCCCAGUGUGGGCCAGGGGAGGAGCCCUACCUGUCCUGUGGCUAUGGCACCAAAGAUGAAGACUACGGCUGUGUGCCCUGCCCCGCGGAAAAGUUCUCCAAAGGUGGCUACCAGAUAUGCCGGCGGCACAAAGACUGUGAGGGCUUCUUCCGGGCCACCGUGCUGACUCCAGGAGACAUGGAGAACGAUGCUGAGUGUGGGCCCUGCCUGCCUGGCUACUACAUGCUAGAGAACAGGCCGAGGAACAUCUAUGGCAUGGUCUGCUACUCCUGCCUCCUGGCACCCCCCAACACCAAAGAGUGUGUGGGCGCCACAUCUGGAGUCUCAGCCAAUUUACCUGGCACGUCUGGCAGCAGCACCCUUCCCCCCUCCCUGCACGCACACAAAGAGCUCUCGGGCCAAGGUCACCUGGCCACAGCCUUGAUCAUCGCCAUGUCUACCAUCUUCAUCAUGGCUAUCGCCAUUGUCCUCAUCAUCAUGUUCUAUAUCAUGAAGACAAAGCCCUCAGCCCCAGGUAAGUGCUCCCUAUGCUCCCCUCCUCUCCCUGGAGGCAGCUGGCUCAGCAGACACUCACUCCCCCUCUCUCUGCACACAGCCUGCUGUGCCAGCCACCCGGUGAAGAGCGUGGAGGCCCCAGCCACCAAGGAGGAGGAGAAGAAAGAGGCCCAAGAUGGCGUGGUGAUCUUCUCAGAGAAAGAGGAAUUCGAGAAGCUGACCCCGGCACCGGCGAUGACUGCCAAGAGUGAGAACGAUGCCUCGUCAGAAAACGAGCAGCUGCUAAGCCGCAGCAUGGAUAGCGACGAGGAACCAGCCCCUGACAAGCAGGGCUCCCCAGAGCUGUGUCUGCUGUCACUGGUGCACCUGGCCCGGGAGAAGCCGGCCACCACCACCAAGUCAGCCGGGAUUCAGAGCCGGAGGAAAAAGAUACUGGAUGUAUAUGCCAAUGUGUGUGGAGUGGUGGAAGGCCUCAGCCCCACCGAGCUGCCCUUCGACUGCCUGGAGAAGACCAGCCGCAUGCUCAGCGCCACCUACAACUCGGAGAAGGCGGUGGUGAAGACAUGGCGCCACCUGGCGGAGAGCUUUGGGCUGAAGCGGGACGAGAUAGGGGGCAUGACGGACGGGCUGCAGCUGUUCGACCGCAUAAGCACUGCGGGUUACAGCAUCCCGGAGCUGCUCACCAAGCUGGUGCAGAUUGAGCGCCUGGACGCUGUGGAGUCCCUUUGCGCAGACAUCCUGGACUGGGCUGGGGGUGCGCCCGCCACCCCUACUGCAUCCUGAGGGUGCCCCAGGGUCAGGAAGCUGACUGAAGGGGGUGCAGCUGGCAAGAGGGUCAGCUGAGGACUUCCUUGCCGGAAGUGGCCUGGAAAAAUGUAGGGGGCUGCAAGGAGCACGAGGCAGCCGGGCCUGUCUCCCCAUCACCACUGAGCAGGUGACAAGUGGCAGGUGUCCCCCCUGCAGCUUACAGGGCAGAGGCAACACUCACCUAGUCCGUCCCACAGCUCCUGGGUGGAUCUUGUUGGGUGAGCACAGAAGGAGCAGUGUGGGGGUGACAGUGACCCAGAGACUGGUCUCUGACCUCAUGGAGUUUACAACCCAGCAAGGAACCGAAGAUGAGUAUACAACCACCCAACAGUCUGAAUGAGGAGAUGGGUCUGAGAGAAUGUGAGCCAAGUUCUUGCACUGGUGUACUGUGGGAUAUCUCCCCACACCCCAUGGAGAGAGCAGUGUGGAGGCAGGUA
Molecule: messenger RNA, 1897 nt
Organism: Erinaceus europaeus (western European hedgehog)
Lineage: Eukaryota; Metazoa; Chordata; Mammalia; Eulipotyphla; Erinaceidae
Gene: EDAR
Product: ectodysplasin A receptor
Exons: 10
Coding region: 18-1436 (472 amino acids)
Biological process (GO): positive regulation of canonical NF-kappaB signal transduction; positive regulation of JNK cascade
Cellular component (GO): plasma membrane
Molecular function (GO): signaling receptor activity
Source: RefSeq, a predicted model, not a curated record